Molecule: messenger RNA, 1536 nt
Organism: Rotaria sordida
Lineage: Eukaryota; Metazoa; Rotifera; Eurotatoria; Philodinida; Philodinidae
Source: the annotation of a GenBank genome assembly
AUGGAAAGAAUGCUUAAACCAAUGAAUGCUUCAAGUCAACAGCCACCCUUAGUAUGUUACCCUGUCGAUUCAAGAAUUGUUUCCGAUUUAAUUCUUGAUAAUUUCAACAGCAAUGAUGAAUUAAAUAUUGAUGAUGAGUUACUGAAUAUGUUAACUAAUGAAAUGUGUGAAGAUCUACCAGAAAUCACUCAAUUUGAUGACAUUAUACCACAAUUUAAUAAUCGUACUGGAUUACAAAACGAACAACAAUCAGAAAAAACAAUGUUAAAUCAUUUAGAAUCUAAUAUGUUUAUUCAAACUAACAAUUCAUUAACUGAAUCAAUAGUUAUUAAUGAUGCAAUUCUUGCACAAACUAUUUCACAAGAUUACAAUCAAUUAUGCAAUACUCCAUUGAUAUCGGACAAAUUAAAAGUUCAUCCAAAGCAAUCAACAACUGUGACUCCUAUUAAUUAUAUAUUAGAACCAAAUACUUUCAUACAAUGUAAUACUCCACAAAUACCAUCAUAUGAUUUAAUAUAUAAAAGAGAAUUUCUUCAAAAUGAUAUUAUAAAAUCAAAUAAAAUUCAAAUAAAAUGUCAACCACGUUCAAAAUUUCGUCCACGAACACUAAAUGAAAGUAAAAUUUCAUCACACUAUUUACGAUGUGAAGAUGAUGAUGAAUUAGAUUAUCCUGCAAUAUAUAUACCUCAGAUAUGGGCUUGUCAAUCAGAUAUAAAUAUUAUUGAAGUUGCUCUUAUGGAUAUUAAUAAACAACCACAUCCCUAUGUUAUUGAUAAUAAAAUUAGUAAAAAAUUAUUCGAUGAUCAAACAUUAAUUUUCAAAGAGAAUAAACCCAAUGUAUUGUAUUUUCUUUUAACUAAAGAAGAUUUUCUAAAUGGUUAUAAAAGUUUUAUGAUUGAAUUAAUUAAAAGUAAACAAGAUGAUAUUAUUACAAAAAAAUUAAUUCAAUUAAGAAAACUUGAUCAAUCAAUGCUUCGUUUUAUACGAAUUUAUCGUGAUGAAUAUGGUAACUAUCAACGAGAUAUUAAUGGUGAAGAAUAUUCUUGUAUAAUGACAGAAAGUUAUGGUGAUGUUACUGUUGAGCAUAUAGGUCCACGAUAUGGUCCAAUGUGUGGACAAUCGAUGAUAUUUAUUGUUCUUAAAGGGCGUAUCAUUAAAGAUGAUUUAUCGAUUAUUGUUUGUGAACAAACAACUAAAUGGUCUCAGAAAAUAAAAAAAUUUAUCUUGAAUGGUAAUGUCAUUUAUUUUGCUAUGCCUGCUUUUCCAUAUCUAUGUAUGAAUAAUAUAAAAGCAAGUAUCAAUAUCUAUUAUAAAAAUCAACAAUUUCAUGAAUCAACUUAUCUCUAUAUGAACUUCGUAGACGAAGAACUUGUCGAUCUUAAUUUGAAUGACAGAAUUUCAGAUAUUAAUGAUUUUAUAACAAAAAAGAAACUUAAUCAUGAUAUUGUCAAUAAUACAUUUUCUAUGCCAUUGACUUCGCAAAAAAUCUCGAAAAACAAAGCUAGAAAACGUUUAAAUAGUAAACAAAUUAGCUAA